CGACGGGGGAGGGAGGCGCUGGAGCUCCGGGACAUGAAUGAACCAUGGCCGGUAACGGCGCUUGGGCUCUCCCGGUCUGCUCCUUCCUGCUGCUGCAGCUCCCGGUGGUCCCGCUGCCGAACCUCCGGUCCGCGGAGGAGGAGGUGUUCCAGUGGUGGGGGGAAUGGUCCAGCUGGUCCUCUUGUUCCAGGAGCUGUGGAGGAGGAGUCAGGAGCCAGGAGAGACACUGCCUCAUACAAAGGCUGCCCAACACCCAGAAUGCGAACACGUCAUAUUGUGAGGGCUCUCCUAAACAGUAUCAGCUCUGCCCAAACCAGCCCUGUCCCAGCACAAGCCUAAGCUUCAAACAGCACCAGUGCUCCCAGUUCAACUCUAAAGCUUUUGGAAGAAGGUACUACCAGUGGAUGCCUCUCUACCCAGCUGAUUACAUCAGCAUUUCCAGUAAACCAUGCGACCUGCAGUGUACCACCACUGGUGGAGAGCGGCAGCUGCUGGUUCCUGCCCACGAUGGCACUUUCUGCCGUGAUGCUAAGUUCCAGGGAGUGUGCAUCGAGGGAACAUGUCAGCCUGUAGGUUGUGAUGGGCAGCUGUACAGCAGUCAGGCAGUAGACAGAUGUGGCGUAUGUGGAGGCAAUGGGACCUCAUGCCAGCAUAUCUCUGGAUCCUACAGAAAGGCACUCACACAGUUAGGUUAUGUUUUUAUCACCAACAUCCCAGCUGGAGCCAAAGAUAUUCAGAUCAUAGAGAGGCGCAAGGCUGAGAACAUCCUGGCUCUGUCAGAUGAAGGUGGUCAUUUCUUCUUCAAUGGGAACACAGUUUUUGACAAUCCUCAAAACUUCCACGUGGCGGGAACAGUGAUUAAGUACAGGCGACCAGGCAGCGUGUUCUCCGAUGGGCUGGAGUACGUCAUGGCUCAGGGUCCGACACUGCAGGGCCUCAACGUCAUGUAUUACAACUUGAAUGGGAAGCUCCCACACAUCACUUAUGAGUAUAUUCUUCCUCGGGGGACCCAAGGCGUCGUUGCUAUAGGAGACUCCACAGACCCUGCUCAUUCCCAGCUUGCUCUCAAUAACGCCUCCCUCACCUACGGCAAGGUGGCAAAUCACAGCAGGGGGAGUAUAGGGUCUGUUCACCAGCACAGCCCCCCACUGGGAGGCCCGGACCGUACAGUUCUCCAUCUGCAGGAAGAAGACUUGUGGCAAAUCCAGACGGCCAGCCCUCCACCACCACCAGCUGUACUGGUCUACAGUGCAAGAGACUCCCCCAGUCACGUCUUCAGCCACAAUGAUGUGGAAGAGCAGGGGCUUGCAGCGCCACCAGGCUACCGGAGUUCCUCCAACUCUGUUGAUGAGCCAUCAACUGCUGAUGAAAACGCUGUGUUGCUCUCAUUCUCAGGUGGUCAGGGUGGCCCCUCUGCAGCCCUACCCAAAGAGCCGGCCUUUCUGCUGCUGGAGGACCUUCAGCACAACCACUCAGACUCAAGCUCUCGCUCCCUGACGAAGUCGAACACACACACAGUCACUGGUGAAACAAAAGCAGGCUCCCUGUUGGAAAUGGACCCCGAUGUGCUCGCAGUCAGCGACAUCCAACACACCAGGGCAGACGCUGACACCCACACUGCUGCUGUCCAGGCAGCCAGCACAGAGAGCAACGACUUUGAUCUGGGUCUAGAGCCAGAUAUUAGUGUGGCAGAUAUGUAUCGUUGGAAGGUUUCUGCUUACGCUCCCUGCAGCUCCUCCUGCACAACAGGUUUCUCUACCAGCUAUGCCUUGUGUGUUCGAUAUGACGGAGCUGAAGUUGACGACACUUACUGUGACUCUCUGACCAGACCCGAGCCCACGCACGAGUUCUGCUCUGGGAAGGAGUGUCCUCCAAGAUGGGAGACCAGUGGCUGGAGCGACUGCUCGCGGACAUGCGGUGAGGGAGUUCAGUACCGGACCGUGCGCUGCUGGAAGAUGCUCUCACCUGGCCUCGACUCCUCCGUGUACGAUUCCCUGUGUCUGACGCACGGCCUGCACAAACCAGCAGCUAGGAAGGUCUGCCACGGCCAGAGCUGCGGUCCACAGUGGGAGGUGUCCGACUGGUCAGAGUGCUCGGCGCGCUGUGGCUCUCGUGGUGUUCGGACCCGGGACGUUCGUUGCUCCACUGAGGUUCUACCAUGUAACAGGUCCUUUCAGCCAUUGCUGCAUCAGGAGUGUGAGGGGCCACCCUGUGACAGGAGGUGGACAGUGUCUGACUGGGGGCCUUGCUCAGGGGUGUGUGGACAGGGCAGGAUGCAGCGUGCCGUCAUGUGUCGAUCGUCAGGUGGGGUCGUGAUGUCGGAGGAGCAGUGCGACCAAUCGCUUCGCCCGCUGGCCAUCUACCCCUGUGGUGACAGGGACUGCGCCCCCCACUGGGUGGAACAGGAAUGGCAACAGUGCAACGCUACGUGUGGCCGUGGAGUGCGGUACCGCCAGGUGCUGUGUGCUGGGCUCCAAAGCGGGGUGUUCAAAGAGUUUCCACACAGCAGCUGUGACCACAGCAGGAAGCCUGAAGCCAGCUCCCAAUGCUUCCAGAGGCCAUGCUCCAAAUGGUUCACCACCUCCUGGUCCCAGUGCAGUAAGACCUGUGGAAGCGGAGUCCAGGUGCGUGAGGUAAAGUGUUACCAGGGGGAGGAGUUGGUGACCAGAGGCUACAGCUGUGACUCUGCCCUCAAGCCAAAGUCCAGACAGAGCUGUGAAAUUCAGACCUGUCCGACCGCAGCAUCAUCUGUGGACAACACGUGCCAAGACAAGCCAACAGCCAACUGUGGCCUGGUCCUUAAAGUGAAGCUGUGCUCCCACUGGUACUACAGAAAAGCCUGCUGCCAGUCCUGUAAGACGCCCAAACCCUGAUGAGGACCCACCUCAGCACAAACAUUCAACUGGUGCUACACAGAAGCAUGCUGCUACCAAUGUGUGGCCUUAGGACAUCAAUAUUAGCCUUCCUACUGUUACACUAGCACUGAUGUCCAAGGUCAGCAUGUUGUCACUGCUUUAUACCUAAAGUUACUCACACAUAGAAACUCCCACAUAUUUAGGUCACUACUGCUUUUUCAGCAGUAUUACACGUGUUUAGGUACUGAAACACCCCAGCACAAUGUGAAGGCAGAGGGAUGUUCGUUCACCAUACGCAUCCUAAUAAUACUGUCGUGCCCAAAGCACAUGAAGGUCCAACUGCAGCAUGUUGUUCACCCGACAACAGUCCGGGUCAGGUUACAGCAGCUCACUCCUCCAAGAGUCCUGUCUUCAUUCUCUGGGCAGGGUUUGGUUACAUGCUGAACCUCAGGGAGAUUUCUUCUCCCCCCAAGUCUAUAAAACCUCAGGAUUUCAAUAUGAACAUAGAUGUAACAGGUGAAACAUCUACUGCAUCAUAAAGCAAUACAUGACGGUAUGGUAGAUGAACUACAUGCACCUACAUUAGCUGGUUAUUCAUUCAUCAGGUGGCUGGUGAUAGAUUGGUGAACCCUUCAUCUUCAUUGGAGGACAAAUCGAUCACAACAGUCCCUUAAUAUUAACACGUAUCUUCAGAUAAAUCGGCCUGAAGAGAUGUUUCUUUAAGCUAAAUAUGAAAAUAAAGCUGAUGUUUGUCUUUGUCUGCUCUGUAGAAAAGAUGAGAUGUUCUUUUUACCAUACAGCUUUAAGACUUACACACAGGUUUACUGUAGAACAAACUAACAUGCAGCUGCUGUGAGAUGGCAUCUGGGUUGAACACCCUAUGGAUCUAACAGAACCACCCACUGUGGCACCCCUGUGCCUGCUCUAACGCAGGCCUCUGGUGCUGCACUGUAUCACUCGUGAUUAAUAAAAGGACCAAAUUUU
This is a messenger RNA of Betta splendens (Siamese fighting fish), 3839 nucleotides long. Its product is annotated as ADAMTS-like protein 2. The record is from RefSeq and is a predicted model, not a curated record. Gene Ontology annotation, cellular component: extracellular matrix. Gene Ontology annotation, molecular function: metalloendopeptidase activity. Lineage: Eukaryota; Metazoa; Chordata; Actinopteri; Anabantiformes; Osphronemidae. The coding region runs from base 45 to 2873 and encodes 942 amino acids. The transcript has 19 exons. Gene Ontology annotation, biological process: extracellular matrix organization.